Molecule: messenger RNA, 2970 nt
Organism: Plasmodium gallinaceum
Lineage: Eukaryota; Apicomplexa; Aconoidasida; Haemosporida; Plasmodiidae
Gene: CCp5
Product: LCCL domain-containing protein, putative
Exons: 2
Coding region: 1-2970 (989 amino acids)
Source: RefSeq, a predicted model, not a curated record
AUGAAAAAAAUAACAAUUAUUGUUUUUUUUUUUAGUUUGAUUAAAAAAAAUUUUAUUUUCUCAAAAGAUCCAGAGUCAUCACUUGAAAAAAUAACUGAAUUUAGACAACAACACCGAAAAACAUUGGACGGAAGACUUUGUGCUGCUGCUUUCCUUCAUGAUGAUCAAACAUAUACUGACUGUACAGACGCAACUUCUCCUGAUGGAACUAGUGGUAAAGAAUGGUGCUAUGUAGAGGUUCAAUUAUUAGGCAAAGGUUCUCGUGAUUGGGAUUAUUGUGCUAAUGCAAUUAAUUAUGACAAACUAAGAAUGCAUGCAAAAAAAGUUUUUGAAGAAAAAUCUUUAGAAGCUGAUAGAUUAAAGGAUAGAUUACAGGUCUUAAAUAGUAGAAUACAUAGUAUGUUACAAAAAUUUGAUUCUGUUUGUGGAAAAAAACAUGAACUUAUAAAUUCUCGAAUUGAAAAAAUUAAUGAAUGGCUUACUAAAAGCGAAGAUUCUUUAUCAAAAAUUGAAAAUAAUUCUAAUGACAUAGAUUCCACUAAAAAAAUUAUUGAUAAGUUACAAAUAGACAUUAAAAAUGAGAAUGAAAGUGCUAAACAAGCUGAGGAAAAUUGUGAAAAUUCUCCAGGUUAUGAAGAUGAGCCACGUAGUGACGGAUUAAAAGUAUCCUAUUUUAAUAACCCUAUUUUUGAAGGAUCACCAAUUGAAACAAGAAUUGAAAAAGAUAUUAAUUUUUUUUAUAGUAAUAGAGGUCCUUUAGAGAGUCUUUCCCCUUACAAAUAUUCUAUUCGAUAUGAAGGAUUUUUAUUAGCACCACACAAUGGAACGUAUAUUUUUGCAAUUGAAACUGAUUGCUCUGUUAGAUUACUUUUAAACAAUAAAGUUGUAUUAAUGCAUGGCUUUGAAGAAAUAGAAGAAAAUUCUUUUUCUAUAAGAUCAAUGAAAUACUCUAUUGUAAAUGAUGAUAAAAGUGAAAUAAUUAAAAAAAACUCGAAACCUAUUGAAUUAAUAGGUGGAGAAAAACAUAAAUUUGUUUUAGAAGUUUCUCAUUCUUCCCAUUUAAAAUAUAAAAAUGGAGAAUCAGCUUCUUUUAAAUUAUUAUGGAAAUCGAGUGCAAUAGACGAGGAAGUAAUUCAAAGUCAUUAUUUUUUUAGUGAAAAUAUUAUUCCUCCUACAAGAUUUUCUUCAUUAAAUGCAGAAUUAUUUGAGAUAGGAUUAACUGAUAUAGGAGAAUAUAUAUUUAAAAAUGACACUGAUUGGUUAAUUACAAGCAUUCCAUCCAAAUACAUUGGUUUACAUCUUAUAAGAACAGAACCAAAUCCUCAAUUUACCAAUUUUUCUUUAUCAAUUAACACUGGUUCUAAUUUAUUUAUUGCUGCACCAGAAAAUGAAAUUUUGCCUCUUAGCCCAUAUAAAGAUUCUCUAUGGAAAGCAUUUAAUACAGAAGAUAUUUUAGAAGUCACUCAUAGUGUAACAAAAGAAAAAAAAAAGUUCAAAAUCAAAUUUAUUCCUUUAAAAAAUAGAGCAGAAUUGAAAUUCCAUGUGUUAAAUAAUAUUCCUUUUUUGAUAUUUGCUCAACAAAGAAAAAUUUUACCAACUAUAUGCAAUGGAGAAGAAGAAGUUUUAUCAUCCCCAGAAAAUAGUGUAUUUAAAGAAUGUAUAGAAUCAUCUGCAUUAACAGAAGAAUUCAAUUGUUUAGCUGGACUUCAGAAUUUACAUAUAGAUAAAAAAUAUAGCAUGUGGAGAUCUUCAAAUGCAUCUAUUGGUGAAUAUAUAAAAGUAUUUUUUAAUAGACCAGUUCAAAUUAAUAAAUUUCGUUUUAAACCUAGAGAUGAUAUCUUAACAUGGCCAUCAGAAAUAUCUUUACUUUUUGAUGAUACCGAAUUAAUUGUACCAAUUUUGCAUACUUCUAACAUGGAUCAUAAUACAUUUAAAUUAGAGCAUCCAAUUAUUACUACCUCAGUUAAAAUAGAAAUAAGAGAUAUGUUUGUAAAUAACGAUGAAACAGGUGGAUCUUUUGAACUUAUAGGAAAUUCUUGUAACAUAACUGAUAAUGAUUAUAUGGUUCAUCAUGCAAUUAUAGAUAUUAUUGAUUGUAAUAAUACGUUAAAUGAUAUACCUGAUGUUCUACCUUUAAUUAAUGGAGAUAAAUUCUUAGCUACCUGUGAUUACCACUGUAUGGAACAAUUAUCUGGUGAAGUUUACGGUUCAGAUUUAUAUUCCACUGACUCAGCUUUAUGUAAAACAGCUGUUCAUGCAGGUGUUUGUAAAAACCAAAAUAAACAAAAUUGCAAAUUUUUAGUAAUGAUAAGCAAUAAACAAGAAAACUAUGUUGGAAGUUUGCAAAAUAAUAUUUUGUCUUUAAACCAAAAUAAGAGUUCUAAUUUAUCUUUUACUAUUUCUCCUGCAUUUAUACAAAAUUUUAGUCAAUUAUAUUCUUCUUCUCCUAAUAGUUAUUCCAUUGUUUUUAAAAGAAAUUAUGAUUUAAAUUUACCAAAUAAAUUUCUAAUAGAUUCAGGAGAAGUAUUUAAAGAUUAUGGUACUUUUGCAUAUGGAUGGAAUAGACCAGUUAACUUAUUAGAACCUUUAAUACAAAAGAACAUUUAUUCAAAUAGUUUAUUUUCAGGAGGAAUUAACUUUCCACCUGCAUCAGCUAGCGAACAUUGCAUAACUGAUUUAGAAUGUCAGACAAAUUUUUGGAAAUUUAAAACUCAUGAAAAUGGAACAUAUACAAUUCAGGUUUUAAUUGGUAAUAUAUCUUCUAAUGAUAAGCAAAAUGCCUUUAUUGAAGUAAAUGGAUUACCAUUAAUAAAAAACGUUGAACUUCAAAAAAAUGAAUAUUUUGUUGCUGUUAAAAAUGUACAGAUAACAAAUAGAUCCCUUAUAUUUACAUCAACUUGUUUAGAAUCUGAAAACGAAUGCACUCAUGCUAAAACUACUAUAAUGGCUAUUCAAAUCUUAAAAACAUAA